AUGGUGGAACUCAGAAGAACUCAAUCUUGUAUCCAUCAUGAAACAUUGAAAGAUGAAAAGAACAGAAAUGAUUGCACAGCAUCGGAACCCAAACCGAAGAAAGCAAGAAAGACUAAUCUUAUGUUAUCUGAAUGGCUUGUUGAAGUACCCAAUGAUUUAGCUGAAGAAUGGAUACUUGUUCUUUGUCCUGUUGGGAAACGCUGCCUUGUUAUCUCUACCAGGGGAGUUACUAAAGCUUAUGCUCGGAACGGAUAUUUUCUUCAGAGCUUUCAGUCUUUAAUUCCUGGUGGAAGCCGAAAAGUUCAGGAUGCCUCUGGUGGUGCUUAUACAAUAUUGGACUGUAUAUAUGUUGAACUAACAAAAACAUACUAUGUGCUAGAUGUGAUGUGCUGGAAUUCUCAUCCUCUAUAUGAUUCUGAAGUAUGUGUAAUACUUAUUUAG
Molecule: messenger RNA, 441 nt
Organism: Uloborus diversus
Lineage: Eukaryota; Metazoa; Arthropoda; Arachnida; Araneae; Uloboridae
Product: snurportin-1-like
Exons: 5
Coding region: 1-441 (146 amino acids)
Biological process (GO): snRNA import into nucleus
Cellular component (GO): cytoplasm; nucleus
Source: RefSeq, a predicted model, not a curated record